AUGAUUCCCCGAAGAAUCGAUCAGUCCAAUAACCCUCAUUCGCACUAUUUUUCAGCAUCACAGAGCCUCCGACGUGGAAAACACCCUCGCGAUUCCGACUCCAUUUCACCAUACGAUAACCCAGACUCAUCCGAGUCUAUCCUAAGCGAUGAGCGAUCUAUAUACAAUGCGGUCAGAGUCGCCACGCCAAACAAUUCCAUGCCUCGUUUCUAUGCGUCUCUCCGUGAGAACCCCGUUCACGAGCAAGGCUUAGCGGUCAACAUGGCCAGAUUCGUUCCCACAGAUUCACAGGAUGAUCAUAGCCCUACUACUAUGCCAACCAAGCGAGGAAGACGGCAGAGGAUGGUAGGGAGGCUUGGGAACCACACCAAGCUGCUAUCUGACCAGUGCUGGCAAGCCACACACAGGUCGAGACCUCCCUUGGGUAAAACAACAUCGGUACUAGACCCCCGUCGGUCUUUACAUCGCAAGGCGGCUUCCCUUGAUGCAAACAAGCGUGGUACCCGCAGGCCUAGAUGGCCUGGGAACUUGGAACCUGCAGUGAAAAUCGUCCAGCCUCCAUAUCCACCGCCAGAAAGAACGCCUACACCCCCUGGCCUUCCCUCCUUCGGCACGUCAGAGGCUGUAUCCGUCUCUACAUAUGGUCCUGCUGGCGGUCAGCGUAGCAAUUCGUAUGGCGACACACUAAGGAGAUUAUUUGGCUUACCGCCUUCUGCGUCUCAUGGUGGGCUUUCUGUUAAUGGUAUAGGAAGAGCGGAGGAUGGCACGCUAGUACAGGGCCGGUUCCCCCAUCGACAAAGCGGCCAUGGAAUGAACAUCGGUCGACCACUGCAUGACCACCCAUUCCACCAACGCAAUCUUCCCAUUGCUCUCCAAGAAGCCACAGAUACAAGCUACGAUCCUUAUGUUGAAGCUGCACAGACAAAGGGUGGUCUUGGGCGAAGUCCAAACAGACAUGUCCAGCCUCUAGCCAGGCCACCGAGACGACGUUUCCCCUUUCCGUCGAGCCCGGCCCCUGCUGUGGUAAACCGCCGACCGCGGCCCAGAGCCACUGCACUUUUCAGCUUGCCGCGCAACCUGACUGGAUCGGACGGUCCUGCAGAUCCAGCGGGAUCUUCUGCUCAAGGGACGAGGGCAAGCGGGGACCACGUACCUCCCAAUCCAUCACGGUUGCAUUCAGUUUUGACAAUGGCUGGGUGCGGCGGCGGUGCAGAUGAAGAUCCUCACGCAAACACGUCUGUCUGUCCGGAUGUUUUGGCGUGGGUGAAGACUCAGAGAUGCCUCUUCUGCUGCUGCUGCUCGGGCAGCCACGAGGAGCCGGAUGAUUCUCUCGGGGCAACCAGCUCGAGGGAUACAUAUGUAACUGCCCAUAGCCAGGUGUCGCCUACUGAAUCUCAUAAUGAAAACAGUGAGGGGAAUACUCGUUUCCAUGGCUUCCAGACAUGGAUGUCAUCUCUGUACGGUGCCACGUUUCCGACUCUUGGGAACCCUGCUGCUGUAUAA
Molecule: messenger RNA, 1503 nt
Organism: Penicillium verrucosum
Lineage: Eukaryota; Fungi; Ascomycota; Eurotiomycetes; Eurotiales; Aspergillaceae
Exons: 2
Coding region: 1-1503 (500 amino acids)
Source: RefSeq, a predicted model, not a curated record